AUGUCUGGACAUAAUUGUGUUGCCAUCGCUACUGAUACUAGAUUAUCCACUCAGCUUAUGACUAUUGAUACCAGCUUCCAAAGAGUGUUUAAGGUCACUGACUCCUGCCUUAUGGGUGUUUCUGGACUCGGAACUGAUGUCCAAACUUUGUAAUUAACUCUAAGGUCAUUUUAUUUUAGCAAUUCAUUGAUGAAAUUCAAGCUCAACCUUUACAGAUUAAAAGAGGGCAGAGAUAUGAAAGCAGAUGUCUUUUCAAAAUUAGUAGCAACCAGUCUAUAUGAACAUAGAUUUGGACCAUAUUUCGUUUCACCAGUCAUUGCUGGACUUGAUAAAGUUGGUGAAAAUGAGUACAGCCCAGUUAUUUGCACCUAUGAUAGUAUCGGAUAUAGAGAACACAAUGGUCAAUUUGAGGUCGCUGGUACAGGUGCAGAAUUAUUGUAUGGUGUUUGCGAAACUUUCUAUAAACCAAAUCUUGAACCAGAGCAACUAUUCGAGGUCAUCUCCAACAGUUUACUAUCUGCUCUUGAUAGAGACUCACUUAGUGGUUGGGGAGCUAAGGUAUACCUCCUUACCCCAACUGAAUUAACAGUCAGAUCACUCAAAACUAGACAAGAUUGA
Messenger RNA from Stylonychia lemnae, 618 nucleotides. The record is from the annotation of a GenBank genome assembly. Lineage: Eukaryota; Ciliophora; Spirotrichea; Sporadotrichida; Oxytrichidae.